AUGGAUCUGUCUGGUGAAUCUCUUUGCAGUGACGUCCUUGCCUUGCCCAUCUUCAAGCAGGAGGAAUCGAGUUUGCCUCCUGAAAACGAGAACAAGAUCCUGCCCUUCCAGUACGUGCUGUGUGCUGCCACUUCCCCGGCCGUCAAGCUGCACGAUGAAACCCUCACCUAUCUCAACCAAGGGCAGUCCUAUGAAAUCCGGAUGCUGGACAACAGGAAAAUCGGGGAGCUGCCAGAGAUAAAUGGGAAGCUGGUAAAGAGCAUUUUCCGGGUGGUGUUCCACGACCGGCGGCUGCAGUACACGGAGCACCAGCAGCUGGAGGGCUGGCGCUGGAACAGGCCUGGGGACAGGAUCCUGGACAUAGAUAUCCCAAUGUCCGUGGGCAUCAUUGACCCUAGAGCAAACCCAACCCAGCUCAACACAGUAGAGUUCCUGUGGGAUCCUUCCAAGAGAACUUCUGUGUUUAUCCAGGUGCACUGCAUCAGCACGGAGUUCACCAUGCGGAAGCACGGAGGGGAGAAGGGGGUUCCCUUCCGCGUCCAGAUAGACACCUUCAAGGAGAACGAGAACGGGGAGUACACGGAGCACCUGCACUCUGCCAGCUGCCAGAUCAAGGUCUUCAAGCCCAAGGGAGCUGAUCGGAAGCAGAAGACAGACAGGGAGAAGAUGGAGAAGCGAACACCUCACGAGAAGGAGAAGUACCAGCCUUCCUAUGAAACCACGAUACUCACAGAGUGUUCCCCCUGGCCAGAGAUCACGUACGUCAACAACGCGCCGUCCCCUGGCUUCAACAGCUCCCACAGCAGCUUCUCCAUCGGGGCUGGCAAUGGCUCUCCCAACCAUCAGCCCGAGCCACCCCCGCCGAUCGCAGAUAACCUCUUGCCCACCAGCACACCCCAGGAGGCCCAGCAGUGGCUGCACCGAAACCGCUUCUCCACUUUCUCUCGGCUUUUCAGAAACUUCUCAGGUGCAGACUUGCUGAAGCUGACCCGGGAGGACGUUAUCCAGAUCUGCGGCCCUGCGGAUGGCAUCAGGCUCUUCAACGCGCUGAAAGGACGGAUGGUGCGGCCCAGACUGACCAUCUAUGUGUGUCAGGAGUCCCAGCAGCUGAGGGACCUCCAGCAGAAACACGAGGACACGGACGCAGUGACCAGCACUUUUUUCGUGUACCACGCCAUCUACCUGGAGGAGCUGACGGCGCUGGAACUGACGGAGAAGCUGGCCCAGCUCUUCAGCAUCUCCUCCCAACAGAUCAGCCAGAUCUACAAGCAGGGCCCGACGGGGAUACACGUGCUGAUCAGCGACGAGAUGAUACAGAACUUCCAAGACGAGUCCUGUUUUGUUCUGGACACCAUGAAAGCUGAAACCAAUGAUAGCUACCACAUCAUCCUAAAAUAG
Messenger RNA from Merops nubicus (carmine bee-eater), 1398 nucleotides. It is a transcript of the gene TFCP2, whose product is annotated as transcription factor CP2. The record is from RefSeq and is a predicted model, not a curated record. Lineage: Eukaryota; Metazoa; Chordata; Aves; Coraciiformes; Meropidae. The transcript has 15 exons. Gene Ontology annotation, biological process: positive regulation of transcription by RNA polymerase II. Gene Ontology annotation, molecular function: DNA-binding transcription activator activity, RNA polymerase II-specific; RNA polymerase II cis-regulatory region sequence-specific DNA binding. Gene Ontology annotation, cellular component: nucleus. The coding region runs from base 1 to 1398 and encodes 465 amino acids.